AGUGCUUAUAGAAAACGGUUGAAGAUGGGAGGUGCAGUGAGUGCAGGAGAAGAUAAUGAUGAAUUAAUUGAUAACCUGAAGGAGGCACAAUACAUCCGGACAGAACUGGUAGAACAGGCGUUCCGAGCCAUCGAUCGAGCAGAUUACUACUUGGAAGAGUUCAAAGACAAUGCCUACAAGGACUUGGCGUGGAAGCAUGGAAAUAUUCAUCUCUCAGCACCGUGCAUUUACUCUGAGGUGAUGGAAGCUUUGGACCUGCAACCAGGGCUGUCAUUUUUGAAUCUUGGCAGUGGCACUGGUUAUUUGAGUUCUAUGGUUGGACUCAUCUUGGGUCCUUUUGGUGUUAACCAUGGUGUGGAGCUUCAUUCUGAUGUGAUCGAAUAUGCAAAGCAGAAAUUGGACUUCUUCAUUAAAACAAGUGACAGCUUUGACAAAUUUGAAUUUUGUGAGCCAUCUUUUGUUACUGGCAAUUGUUUAGAGAUUUCUCCAGACUGUACUCAGUACGACCGUGUUUACUGUGGUGCCGGAGUACAGAAGGAACAUGAAGACUACAUGAAGAACCUGUUGAAAGUUGGGGGAAUUCUGGUCAUGCCUCUAGAAGAGAAGUUGACUAAGAUAACUCGUACUGGUCCUUCUGCCUGGGAGACCAAGAAGAUUCUUGCUGUUUCUUUCGCUCCUUUGAUUCAGCCUAACCACGCGGAUUCAGGAAAAUCAAGGCUUGUUCACUUGCCCCCAGUGGCUGUUCGCAGCCUCCAGGAUUUGGCUCGCAUAGCCAUCCGAGGAACCAUUAAAAAAAUUAUACAUCAAGAAACAAUGAGUAAAAAUGGAAACGGGCUGAAGAACCCCCCAAGAUUUAAACGAAGACGUGUGCGUCGCCGUCGCAUGGAAACUAUUGUUUUCUUGGACAAAGAGGUCUUCGCUAGCCGUAUCUCCAACCCAUCAGAUGAUAACAACAACAGUGAGGAUAUUGAGGAUGAGAGAAGAGAAGAGGAAGAAACUAAACCCUCUGAACUAAAGCCAGAUCCCCCUGUAAACUUUUUGAGAGAAAAGGUCUUGAGUCUGCCUUUGCCUGAUCCCUUGAAAUAUUACCUGCUUUAUUACAGGGAAAAGUAA
Molecule: messenger RNA, 1113 nt
Organism: Cariama cristata (Red-legged seriema)
Lineage: Eukaryota; Metazoa; Chordata; Aves; Cariamiformes; Cariamidae
Gene: PCMTD2
Product: protein-L-isoaspartate (D-aspartate) O-methyltransferase domain containing 2
Exons: 5
Coding region: 25-1113 (362 amino acids)
Biological process (GO): protein modification process
Cellular component (GO): cytoplasm
Molecular function (GO): protein-L-isoaspartate (D-aspartate) O-methyltransferase activity
Source: RefSeq, a predicted model, not a curated record